Molecule: messenger RNA, 4896 nt
Organism: Saccostrea cuccullata (small rock oyster)
Lineage: Eukaryota; Metazoa; Mollusca; Bivalvia; Ostreida; Ostreidae
Exons: 2
Coding region: 1-4617 (1538 amino acids)
Biological process (GO): negative regulation of peptidase activity
Cellular component (GO): extracellular region
Molecular function (GO): peptidase inhibitor activity
Source: RefSeq, a predicted model, not a curated record
AUGGGUGUAUCAGACAAUCAGUAUAUAUUUUGGAGAUUUUGUGUCCUUACUGUGGCUUCCUGGUUCGUACUUCCGGUUUACAGCCAGGGUUUCCAUGGAGCCGGUACGCAGUCACACAUGCACGUGUCUCCCUCGAGGUACGGCGCCGUAAAUCCUUCCGCGCCUUCCGGCCAAAUUAUUCAGAAUUCAGCUUUUCCAAAACAAAACAGUGUAAAGUACUCGGCAAAACGAAACGCGACAAAACCCGGUCUUUGUCCGUCUGUUGUUUUGAUGACGUCAAAGAAAUGCCCGGAUGCUUGUGGAGAUGAUAAUGACUGCGCAGGAAUGACAAAAUGUUGCCGUAAUGGCUGCGGUAAAAAAUGCACAGAGCCGGAAAUACCAGCAAUCAGUCCUGUGAGCUCGGCGCCAACUGAGCAGAUCUCAAAUAAAUCUGAAAUAGCUCCAGUAGUCGCCUCGUCUCAAAUGAACAGUUCACAUGUUUACUCCAAUAAUACUCAAAGUACUGAAGCGCCACCUAACAGUGGACCCAAUAAUCAACAGAAUCAAUCAACUAAUGGACAUCAAAAUAUUAAUCCGGUUGGGGGACCUAGUUUUAAUAAUCACAACACGAACAGAGCAGACUUUAGGAAUGGACCCAUUCCAUUUAGCUUCCGCCAAGUUUCGAAGGGCGGAUCUAAUUCAAACGGUCCGGGAGGAGAAUAUAACAAUCAAUACCCUGCGUCAAGCAAUCUACCUCCAAACCCCAUUAACAGGGAAAUUCCAAACAACAAUUUCAGAGGGGGACCUAGGAAUCAACCGUCUCCUGAAUUAGGAAAUUCCGCAAGAAAUUUUAACAAUUAUCCACCUGGUUCUGAUGGAAUGCCAUACAAUAGCAAUUAUAAUGGCGGAUUUCACAACCAACAACAAGGAUUCCAGAACUUUGUUCCAACGGACGUGUCAAGCACCAUAUCACCUAGAGUUAUGGGAGGUCAAAAUCAUAAUAUGAAUAUAUAUAAUGGACAGCCUCAAUACAACAAUCCAAACGAGGCUCAACAGGGAUAUCAAUACAAUAACUCUCCGAUGGACGCUUACAAUCCAGUGGGCGGAUAUGACCCUACAAACACACACAUUAAUCAACAGGGCACACCGAGUCCUCAGUUUGACUCUUACAAUAACCCACCACAAGGGCAGGGAGGACCUAAUCAGUAUUCUAAUUCUUAUCCUGUUGGUGCCUCUUCUGUUCAAUCAGGUCACCAGUAUAGCGACCCUCUCGGCGCAACAAAUACUCACCCAGGUCCUCAAAAUAACCAGCAUGUUAACUCAUUAGGAGAAACAAAUUUCCAGCCAAAUUCUCCAUAUAAUCAGUAUCCACACCAUGUAGGCGGAUCAAAUGUCCAGCCAGGUCCUCAAAAUAAUCAUUAUUUUAGUCCUGUUGGUGGAUCCAAUACUCAGCCAGGUCCUCAAUAUAACCAGCCCUCUAACGUUGUCGGCGGAUCAAAUCCUUCAAACAACCAACAUUCUUUUCCUGUGGGCGGAUCAUACAAUGUGCCUCAUGAUACUCCUGGUAAUUAUCCCGGCUUUGAUACAUCUGUUGUAGGAUCAAAUCAUCAACCAGGCCCAAGGAGCGGAUCUAAUGCUGCUACAUAUAAUCAGCCGCAUAAUCAGGCUCCAGAAUUUAUUCAAAAGAGUCAACAGAAUCUCGCAUCUAAUUACGAACCAGAAAGCGGAUCCAACCAAAACGUAGCAUCUCAUUUUCAACAGGGACCUCCGCGUGUUGAGUAUAACAAUCAGUACGACCCUGAGAUAGCUAGAAUGAACCACCACGGAAGUCAACCAGGAAUUCCAUAUGACAGCCCGUCACAGUCACAAAAUACGUACAAAGGUCAAAGUCCACAUCAACAACACCAAGUUGGCGGAUCUAAUAUCCGAUAUGAUAAUGCUCCCAGUAGACAACACCUUCAAAGCCACCAAGGAGUCGGACCCAAUAGUAAUAAUCGUGGAUCUUACAGUGUUCCUCUGUAUCAGACAACUCCUUUAUACGACGCUCGCGAUGUUUUUUGCCCCAAGCCCCGAGGCGGCGGUGUCUGUCAAGAUGAUUGUUAUUCAGACAGUGAGUGCAUGACCGGAAGGAAGUGCUGUUCUAACGGAUGUGGGAGAAUGUGUAUGGUGCCUGUGUUCGUAAGAUCACAGCCAAUUCGUACUGCCCCCGAAGCGAUCCAAAUACCAUUGAAACAGGAACACCAAGUUCAGGGUAAUGCUAUAAAUAGCAUUGAUCCCCACUCAUUAAAUCUAAUUGAAAUCCGCCCCUACAGCGUUGGAGAGUCACACAGCGCUGUACAGAUUCUUCCGUACGAUCACAGUGGCGGCCAUUACGAUGUAGGUCACGAGAAUACUAUAUAUAACGAGCUGGUCAAUGGGCCGCCUCAGUACAGUGAAGCGUAUACAAGUGAACCUCAAUAUAUUAAAUCGGGUUUGGGCAGAGGCCAUACUCUGGAUGGACUUCAAUCAGAUAAAGCAAACGUCCUUCCGGGAAGCGCCGUGAAGUUGAAGCCAAGCGUCUUCGGAAGUUACAAGAUUCUUCCGUUUAACAUGGAGAAAAUAAGAAGACGAAAUUCUGGAAUAAGCAAUCAAUCCGGAGGUAUACAAAACUAUGGUCCGGAAGUUCAUAAGUCUCAAUCGUUCGAUGUUCGGAAGCCGGAGACCAAACAGAGAACCCCUCACGUAAACUCAGCAAAUAAAGGACAAAAAGGCAUCGGUUCUGAACCUUGGAACAUGGGUCCAAAAGUUCAAGGAGGUCAAAGGACAUUUAAACAAUCAAGACCUAAUGUGCAAUCACCAAAUGCCAGAAUGGAAAGACACGAAAAUUUAAAAACUGAGCAACAAAAUACAAGAGAGCAAAACGAACCUCAGAGAAAAAUUAAACAGUAUCCUGAAGUUAAACGUCCCCAGAGAACGCUGCCGAAUCGCCUUGGACCGGAAGUGAACAACGAACAGCAAAGAACCACAGCAGGUGUGAUACCAAUGGUUAAUCAGAAUAAACCUUCUGUGGUUGGACAAAAUGCUGGAGGAGGGAAUGUUGUAAGAAAAACGAAUCCAAACACAUUUAAAAUCCGAGAAAGUCGAAAUCAUAAUGGGGCCCUCAAAAUUACACCUUUAGAAACUAAAAAAUUCGGAUCACAAAGUAUUCAAGCUUCUAAUCUGAAGCCAGUUGAGAAAUCAAUAAUGCAAAAUUUUCAACGCGAUCAUCCUAUGGUGGUCAAAAAAGAGGGACCAAAGAUCAAAUAUACGCCGACAAGGGAGACAAAGAGCACUGGCCGGCCAGAGUCUACCUAUGCCGGUCCUCAGAAACCCAGUCCGGCUCAUACACCAGACAUAAACCAGAGCCCGAGUACAGGCCAUACGCCAGGUAUAUACAGGAGCCCGACUCCCGGACUAACACCCAGUAUCAACAGGAGUGGUAACCUACGACUGACCGCCACAGAGGCACCCGUCAGGGACCCAGGAGUUAACCAGAAAGGGGAGAUGAAUCUACAAGGUCCGAAAAAGAGAGAUCCAAGUCACACAGAUCCUGUCAAGGAAGCCGCGCUAGAAGGACCAAACAUGAAUCUGAAUCCUGUGAAUUCCAUCGAUUACAAAAACGGCUAUAGGAAGAAUGUUCAUGAUCCGAUGGUUGGUCCGUCUGCUCCUCAGGAAUUAAACCCCUCGAAUCAGUUUGAGGCAGGAAUGAUCCGCCCGAUGCCAAAAUCAGGAGGCUCCUUCAGUCUCACAGGUGGCGGGAAAGAUCCAGGAAGUAACAUGUACACCGGAUCUGAACCACUGCAAUACAACGCAGCUAAUCUAGGUAUUAGUGAUUACGGUCAUCCAAAAGCAAGUGCUUUUGAGUCUCAGCCAAUAAGACGCCAAUGGUUAGGUCAAAGUUUAUUAGGUCAAAGUCCAAUGGGUCAAAGUUCGAGUCAUUCCAUGCUGAGCAUCAGUAAGAUCUAUCACGACAUAGGUCACAGCCGAGCUAUCAUGGAACCGCCUAAACCAUACGAAUUCAGCUCGGAAUUCAGACUGAGAGUCACUGAAAGGCCGAUCCCGACUUAUCGUCCACCCGUGAACUCCCUCGGUCAGGUGUAUAUCGACAUCGCAGGAUUCUCGGACAAUUCAUUAAAAGCUCCGCAUAAUCCCAUGAAGCUUAGUUCAGGAGUACCGGGACAUAUUCCGGAAAUAGAAACAACAACAACGCCACCUCCUGAAAAGAGCACUGUAAAGGAAUCGCUUAUCUCUAACACGACAGAUAAAGUUAUAUCAAACUUACUCCUGAAAAACCCAAAGCCAACAAAGAGCGAAAAGCCCGAAAAUCAGCAAAAAUAUAUUCCAGCCGGAAUGGUUCUUGCCAGAGGUGCUAAUGAAUCACUUCCUGUUUCCGAUCCAAAACCGUCUCCGUCUGCGCCAAGACUCGGAAUCAGCUCAACGUUGAUUGGGUCCGCGCCGGUAGCGCCAUCAGCGGAUAUAGACAGCAGAAUCGUGAACCGUGAGGGAUUUAAUCUGUUCACCGGGUACAAGCCUCAGUACCGAGUUCCCGUGAAGGAAAUUCGGAACCCGUCCCUGAGAGGAACGCCUGUAUUUAGCGCGAGAUCCCAAAAGAAGGGCUAAGGCCUUAUUACAUCAUUAACUUUGGAGUUCAAAGUGUCGUGAUGGAAGUCUUUUAUGCUGAACAAGACAUGUUUCGAGUAGGCAUUUUUUGAGUGUCGGUUGAGUUAUAAUGACAUUUUUUGUACUUUCUUGGAAAACAAGAGCGUGAUGUAUGUAUUUCACUCUGUGUAAGCUAUACUGAUGACAAAUCCCUUUUAAAGAAGGUUUAUGUACUUAUUUAUUCUAACUUGAAGUUGAAUUAGCUUCUAUGACUAGGUACUAUGACUUUUAUUUUCACUU